This is a messenger RNA of Musca domestica (house fly), 6419 nucleotides long. RefSeq lists its product as uncharacterized. The transcript has 4 exons. Gene Ontology annotation, biological process: protein dephosphorylation. Bases 1255 to 6162 code for a protein of 1635 amino acids. The record is from RefSeq and is a predicted model, not a curated record. NCBI's taxonomy places the organism in Eukaryota, Metazoa, Arthropoda, Insecta, Diptera, Muscidae. Gene Ontology annotation, molecular function: protein tyrosine phosphatase activity.
UCCGAGCAGAAAUUAGUUCACUCUCUAUUGUGUAUAUAUUUUUUCACUGUGUUUGCUUCAAUAAGAACUAAGAACGUUCGAACAAAUACAAAAAAAUAAUACUACCAUUUUGGAAUUUAUUCAUAGAAAUAAUUCGGCCUCGAUGUAAGGAAACAAUAUCCGAUCGAAAUGUGAUUAGAUCUAUGACAAAAUACUCGAUUCAGCGUAACGUACCCCAUAUAGACAAAAAAAAAAACGAAUAUUUCCAGCAGCAAAAUACUCUGUGUGGAACCAUACGACGAAGAAAAAAAAUCUAUGUGAAUAUUGUUUUUGUAAUUGUUGUAAUUGUAAUACGAACGACGACGGGCUAUGACACCUUGUUUCUGGUGUUGAUAAUCAAGCAGCAGCAGCAGCACUUUGUUCUUCCCUUUGCUAUGCGCCUUGGAACAUAAUCGACCAGCUGCCAAAGAAGUUGCGGCCAUUUGAAGACAUCAAAAUAGCAUGAAGGAUUCAUUGUUCGGUGCCACAAAUCCAACUUUAUGUGGAAGGCAAAGUCUAGUGCGAAGUUGGAGUUUUCAAAAUCACAAAUAAGAAGAAAUACCUAUUUCAUAAGUUAUAGAUAUUUGCUUGCAUUGGUGGAUUAAUGCAAAAUAAAUACCCCUUGUCAUUUGUUCAGCGCGGAUCACUUAUUUAAAUAAACAAUACCAGCAUCAUCGCUGUGCCCAGCCAUCAUUGAUCGAUAUGACCUGCGAUUUUUGUGCAAUGCCCACAGCAGGAGUUCUAGGGAAACCAAAAAGGAAGAAUUGAAAUUGAAAACGAAUAACAUAUGAAUUUACUCGAAGCAGGCUCCUAUUCCACACAUCGUAGCGUGUGGGUGUGAAGCCAAAACAAUUUACCUGACCAAAUAACGGCAAUUGAUCGACCGAUAGGCGGUUUCCUACAACCGACUAUCAAUAGAAACAAAAUUAUCGCAAAGGUAGUAAACGACAGCGCCACUAACCGAGUAACCCGUAAUGGGAAUACUUCUAAGAAUAAACCAAGACUAUUUUAAAUAAACAAACGUGUUUAUCUUAAGGAUUAUGUUUAACUAGUAACUAUAUGAAUAUGUUUGCCAGACUAAGCGGCGCUUCUGCUAUCCUUUUAAGAGUUUACUACGGCUACCUAGAUUACAACACCCACAACAUCGGCUACGGCAUUGUAGAAUAUCGCGCACACCAAUAAAUAUACAACCAGUCGCUACAGCUUGCGAUAGUCAACGUCCGCAAUAGUGUGGAUAUGGAUAACAACAACUAUAACUUUAACAACAAUAACAGUGAAGCCGAAAACAUGCAGCGAGGUCAAGAGGAUUUAAUGCGCAGCAGUAGCAGCAGCACAACCACUGCCUUUGAAUAUUCAUUUCCCACCAACAAUGAGGACGAGGAUGAUGACGACGACGAUGACACCGAAAGUAAUAAAAGUACACCGUAUUUCACACCUAUGGAAUUUAUACAGAGUCCAUUUGAGUUUCCGACGCCACGUCUGCCGGACACAACAUCAGCGGAACACCAGCUCACAUCAGCAGCUGCUGCAACGCCGUCUAGUAAUGCUCAAACCUUUGCCAAGACUAACAACAGUGAAUUGGAAAGUAUGCCCUCGAAAGAUCAUCAUCAGCAGCAGCAUCAUCAAGUCGUAGAUAACCAACAAAGCCCCCGAAUAUUACAAUUAUCUGGAGCUGCACCAGGCACGCCAAAAGCAGCGGCGGCCCUAAUCAAGCAUUUAGAGCCAUCAUCGCCGAAAGUAAAGGGCAAAUAUAGACGAUUUUCGCUUUACGAACGGCGAUCUUGUUCACCACAACAUUUGAUAAUCAAAAACGCAUCGUCUGUGGAAUGCACUGUGGAUACUGACAAGGAAAACACCAAGCCCAAGACAAAGGCAACAGACAAACACGACGAGAGUCACAGUGGUGGCAACAAUUCACCUAGUCUAGUCCUCGAUGAGACAACGGGCUCCCCAAGAAUUCUGACAUCAUCGGAGGCAGCCAUGAUAUCAUCGGGACGUUUAUCAUACUCUCCCAAGCUAUUGACGUCCAUCAAUAAUCUCCACUUGGGCUCGCCGUUGGGAGUUAUAAGCUCGGCUGGCUAUAAAAACGGCAAUUAUUUCAAGUUUCCCGAAAUUGACCAUGUGGUGCAGCAGGAAACGUCAAGCCAGACUGGAUCGACUGCCGCCACCGCCCUGGAUGACAAUUCCAGUGUCAGUCGCAGCAGCAAAGACAAUCAUAAACGUGGAAAUCUCACACGGAAAUCAUCCUCGAACGACAACCAAACGACUUCCACACCGAAUUCGAAUUACGAAUCGUUAAAUGAAGCGGAAAUGGAAAUCAAACCAACAACAACAAGUGCAAUUCUACCGAAAAUCGAAACCAAAAGAAACCGCAAAAACAAGAAUAAUCUAACGAUAAAAAUAAUAAACAAUUCAUCUUCCACCGCCAGCACCACUGGGUCCUCUUCCAUGUCCGGUACUACCACUGGACCCUGUUACGAAAAACCCCCACCCUCACCGAAUUCGAGUAACAAACCGAAAACUCCCACCAUUAAAUCAACCAAAGAAAAGGCUUUGUCAUUGGACUCCGCACACUCGGCCAAGGAAUGUGGCACCGCCAUCAAGUCCACUCUUAUGAUAAAACCAGAACUAUACCUAAGCUGUGAUGAAAUCGAUUCAAACUUAAGCGGAAGCUCUAAUCGUUUAGAAGUACAUUCACAUGACCGACUGCGCUCACACCACCCGAGCAAUACACGAUCUACUUCAAUGUCGCAGCUUUCCAUCGGCCACGGUGCUGGCAAUAGCGCAAAAUUGAAUAAAAAUAUACGUCGGAGAAUACCCAACUCUAAUAGUGUGGACUGGCAACUGCAUCAAAGAAAACAUCCGACUUUCCAUCAUGUCAUACCGGAUCCCAUUAAUAAAAAGUUGACAGAGAAACGCGACGACGCAAAACUAGUAGUCAUCUUGAAGGAAGAUGAAGAGGUGUCGCCCGAGCAACAACAGCAGAUUCACAGUUAUUCAGCAUUGCAGACUCCCAACUCCAGCACUUGUACAUCCACUCCGUCAUCGGCUCUUAGAACACCAUAUAAACACAAUCCAUUGCUGCAUAACUCCAAUACAAAUCUAAAGACGUUACCUGAAUUUCUAACUCUGGUGGAAUUUUCAACACCCACGGCCUCGGCAAUGGGUGGCGACCAUCCAUAUAAACAAAAGUCCAUGGAUUUGCCAAGUUCAUCCACAGCAGUUGCCCCACUGGCAGGAGGCAGGCCACCGAAUUCUUCGUCGUCCACCAAUCUCCUACAAAGGAGAGGCUCCAAUCACAGUCUUACAUUGAAUCUUCACUCCCAAUCGUAUUCUAAUCUCCUCGGUUCGUGUCGAUCGGGACUUUCGGUAUCCAAUUACAGUCUCGGCUCUGUGGGUAACUCCAGCAAUAACUUGAAUUCGAAAUCCAGUUGUAAUUUAAAUUUGUCAACAACACAAACAUCACAAACAACAAACACCACCGCAACCGUAACAAGCCAAGGUGCAAGACAAAGUCUUUUCCGUAGACGAGGAUCCAAUCAAAGUCUUACCCUCACCAAUCUAUCCUGCGGUAAUUUGAAUUCAUUUGCUAGCCAAAACUCGUUGAAUGUUGAGAGAUCAGGACAGUUACCAAGUCUAGCCAGACCCAUAGCAAAUGCCUCGCUUACCACAACACCGCGAAGAGGUCUGCUCGAGAGAAGGGGCUCAAAUCAAAGUCUAACGCUCAAUAUGAGUAGUUCAUUUGGAGGCAUUGGCAGCGAUCGUGGAGCUCUCGGCAACAGUAGCAUAAAUUUGGGAGAUGCUGCAAAGGCCGAAGAAGAAAUCAAAGCAUCCAAUCAUCAUUCUACACUGAUGCCCAACUGCUCUGUUCAUUCCCAUCAAAGGCGUUUCUUUAGCAGUGAAAGCUUGAAUCGUAACAAUAGUUCACAGUUUGGCGAAUUGAAUCCACCACACAAGCGAAAUGCCAAUCAGCUAUGUUUCGGUUCGGUAAACGAUCUCAAACCUAGCCCGGACCGAGGUUCUUCGCAUAAUUUGCGUGACGACAAUACCAAUACACAGGUCGAACAUUUCGAUUUCAAGGAGACAUCGGUUUGCACAUGUCCCAGUAUACGCAACAUCAUGACAAAGCCCCUCUCCCCCCAGACCACAAGCGAAGAGUUUAAAAUAUAUUUGGCCAAUAUUCAAAUGCUGCAAAACGCCUCAAAUGCUCUGAAUCAAAACGAUUUAAUCAAACUCAAUUAUAUAUUCGAUAACAGUUAUGCCUCACGUUCCAAGGGAAUAGCCGACCAAAGUAUACCCAUAUUAAUGUCAACGCACAACCAAUCGAGCAAAGAAGCAGAAACACCCCCACCGGCCAUGACUUCCAAUUCGGAGGAUUGUGAAAUUAUCGAACGAUAUAUGCAAGUGGUUCGAGAUAUUCUGCAGACACUGCAGCCAGACGAGGAGGAGCAGAAACGAAUGUUUUUGAAUUUGCACAAGGAAUUUUGGGAUUUGCCAUUGAAUCACCAGGAGAAACCGAUGGUCUUUGGUUCGCAGACCAAAAAUCGUUACAAAACGAUAUUGCCAAAUGAGAAUUCUCGAGUUAUCUUGGAAAAGGAGUCGAAGCUACUAAUGGAAAUGAUGGAAAACUGUUGUGGUGGCAUUCCAGAGGUGGACGAGGAAACGCUGAUCGAUGGCUUGACAAAACCAUCCAUGUUAGUUGCCGAGGAAGUGCCCUACAUCAAUGCCAACUAUAUUAAAGGUCCCGACUAUACUUCCAAAUGCUACAUAGCCACUCAAGGCCCUUUACCGAAUACAAUUUACGAAUUUUGGCUAAUGAUCUACCAGAAUACCAAGAAAUAUAUCAAAAUAUCUAAGGGUCCGGAUAGUCCUAGCCGACGACAAGGCAAGCUCUUGCAACAGUAUUAUCAGAAAAUAGUAAUGCUCACCAAUUUCUUGGAGAACAAUCGACAGAAAUGUUCGGUUUACUUUCCGGUGGAGCUAAAUGAAAUCUUUAUUACAACACCGCGGGAAGAAGUUGUCCAAGCCAGUGAAAAAUUCACUGAAUUCAUUUGCCCCUAUCUGAGUGAAGAAGCCAUGGCGACGGAAAUCGAUGAGUCUGAGGGAACCGCAGUGAAAAUAAUAAAUAUCGCCUGCAGCAAAGUGGAAGUAAAUGAUGAACUUAAAACCCAUUUGCCGAACAGUAAAAGCUUCUUUGUUAUGAAAAAUGUGGGAAUUGUGAAGAAGAAUGGAUUUUCAAUUAGGAAAAUUCUCAUCUUGUAUUGUGCCAACUUCACGGAUGUGGUCAAUAUUCCCUAUUUGUUGAUUAACAAAUUUGUUUGCUAUCACUAUUGGUAUCCAGACUGGCCAGAUCACCGUUCGCCGAGGGAUAUCAAUACACUACUGGACAUAUCGCUGCAUGUCUCCAAUUUGGGUAAAUGUGAAUCAGAGUUUGAAGUGUUUAGUGACGCUGAUGUGACACCUCCCUCCCAUGUUAAUGCCCAAUCCACCGAAUUGUAUCAGCAGGAUAUAUUCAAUGCUGUGCAACCUCUACCGGUCAUCCAUUGUUCGGCUGGUAUAGGUCGCACUGGUUGCAUGACAGCCAUUUUGAAUGGCAUUCGCCAGGUGAGACAAUCUCUGGCCUACUCGCUGACUUCCAUGGCGGCCAAAGCGGCGAAACAAGCAACAUCAGCACAGGCUUUAAGUCCAGUAGACUUCCGUUUGCCGCGCCAAUUUCUGGAAGAGGAUGUAUUACUGCUGGAGGCUCCCAUGCCCACAGAUAUCGAUUGCAGUUUUACACGCAAUACCUUGCUGUAUAUGCGUUAUAUUUUGAAAAUGGAAAAGAAAAUUAAAGAGCAGGAACAACAGCAGCGACAACAGCAACAACCGGCAGUAUCCAAUGAAAGCCACGGAGACUGCAGCGAUAGUGAUUUGUCGCCACACGAAGAUCGCGAAGAUCCAAACACCGUUGGAGAGGAUAAAUGGAGACUUCCUUCCGUUGCCGAACUGCCAAAAAUGCCCAACAUUUUCGUUGAUGUAUUGGGUAUUGUAUGUAAUUUACGUUUGCAAAGGGGUGGAAUGGUACAAAACUCCGAACAGUAUGAGUUGAUACACAGGGCUAUAUGUCUAUAUUUAAAGAGGACAUUUGCUUUGAAGCGCUUUUAAAUGUUUAGAUAGGCAUUGAUGGCUACGCGCGCCCUUCCAAGUACACGAUGGUGGGCCGCAAUUAAAUAUUAAUGAAGUGGCGAAAAAUGAAGAUGGUAUUGAGAAAAACAAAACUCUUCGAAAAAUGAUUUUAUAGCUUGUAAGAUAACUAGUUCAGCUAACAAAUGUAAGAUAAGUUUUACUAAAAUCAAAGCGACAAAUUAUUGUAAUUUGUUUAUAAGUUGUAAUCGAUUCAUUCUAUAUAUACACAUAUAUUU